Hibiscus syriacus is the source of this 3357-nucleotide messenger RNA. Its product is annotated as putative pentatricopeptide repeat-containing protein At5g06400, mitochondrial. The coding region runs from base 43 to 3357 and encodes 1104 amino acids. The transcript has a single exon. The record is from RefSeq and is a predicted model, not a curated record. Gene Ontology annotation, molecular function: protein binding. Lineage: Eukaryota; Viridiplantae; Streptophyta; Magnoliopsida; Malvales; Malvaceae.
AUCGGCAACAAAGGUAGUGGAGAUCAAAAGGUUUGCUUGAAUAUGAGGUACUUAGUCAGAUUCCAUCACUUUCAUUCACAAUCCGGGAUUCGCCUCCAUUUCUCGAGACAUAAGACUCUCGCUCUUCAUUUUUCAUCACUCUCCAAAUCAUCCAAACAAGCGAAGAAAGCCCAACAAGCUGAAACUUGUAGCAUACCGUCACUCUUCCAUGAAAUAACUGAUAUUUUAGGAUCUGUUGAAUUAACUCCAGAUGAAACCAAAUCAGGGUUUUCAAUAACUCCACAAACCACUGGCAGGGAGCUUGAAUUCAUGGAACAAUCGUUGUCUAGAAGGCCGGGUGUUUGUCAAAAUGCCCAGCAGAGGAGUGAAUUGGUGGAAAAGAAGCGGAAUGAAAUAACUGACAUUUUUGGAGCUGUUAAAGUAAUCUCAGGUGAAAUCCCAUCUGGGUUUUCAAUAACCCCAGGAACCAAUGCCAGUGAGCUUGAGUUUAUUGAGCAACCGUUGUCAGGCAGGCCAGUGGUUUGUCAAAAUUCCCAGAAGAAGAGUGGAUUGCUGGGAACAGAGGAUAAUGUAACGGUUUUGGAUGAUACUCAAAUGGGGAAUUCAGUCGAAUUCGAUGUUAGUCCUGUGGUUCAUGAGAUAACUAAGAUAGUUAGAGCUGAAAACGCCUUGAUUUCCAUGGAGGAACAAUUAGAUAAAUCAGGGUUUUCUUUUGAACCAGAUAUUGUUGAGAAAGUGUUGAAAAGGUGCUUUAAGGUGCCUCAUUUAGCAUUUAGAUUCUUCAACUGGGUGAAGGUUAGACAAGGUUUUCGUUAUACAACUGAACUUUUUAAUACCAUUCUGUAUGUAAGUGGUGAGGCUAAAGAAUAUGGACUGGUUGAGAAGAUAUUGGAGGAAAUGGAGGCGAAAUCUUGUAAGAAAGAUAUAAAGACUUGGACAAUUCUAAUUUCACAAUAUGGGAAGUCAAAGAUGAUUGGCAAAGUGCUGGAAGUCUUCGAAAACAUGAAGAAAUGUGGUUUUGAACCCGACACAAUGACUUAUACGAUGAUGGUGCGUGCUUUUUGCAAUGCUGAAAAAGGUGAAUUAGCAUUAGAGUUUUACAAGGAGAUGGUUGAGAAGGAAAUGAGCCUUGAUUCAAAUUCAUACAAGAUGCUACUGAAUUGCGUAGCGAAAUCAGGGGAUAACGAUUCGGUUCACUUGGUUGCGGAUAACAUGAUGAGGGUCUCUGAGAUUCCAGAACAAGAAGUUUAUGGCUAUGUAUUGAAGAGUUUCUGUAUUUCUGGAAGAAUCAAGGAAGCUUUAGAAUUUAUUUGGGACCUUAGGAAGAAAGAUUUGUCUUUAGACCCCCAUUAUUUCGAGAUUCUGAUCAAAGGGUUGUGCAGAGCUGAUAGGAUUGCCGAUGCCAUGGAGAUUGUUGAUAUUAUGAAGAGAAGACAACUGAUUACCGAGAAGGUUUAUGAGAUUAUCAUCAAUGGGUAUUUGAGAAGAAAUGAUUUUUCCAAGGCAUUUGAUCUUUUCCAAACCAUGAAGGAAUCCGGGUUCUUGCCAACGGUUUCUACUUACUCUGAUCUAAUGCAAUGCCUCUUUAGAUCGAAGGAGUAUAAGAAAGGCUGUGAUUUAUACAAUGAGAUGCUGGAGAAAGGUGUUGAACCUGAUACUGUUGCUAUUAUGGCCAUGGUUGCAGGUCAUGUUGGCCAAAACCGUAUAUCCGAAGCUUGGAAAGUGUUCAAUUCGAUGGAGGAUAGGGGGAUUACACCCACUUGGAAAGCAUAUUCAGUAUUCAUUAAGGAGCUUGGUAAAGUUGCAAAGAAAGAUGAAAUUUUUCAGGUUUUAUGCAAAAUGCAGGAGGAAAAGGUAGUCAUACGAGAUGAUGAGAUAUACCGUUGGAUUAUAUCUAGCAUGGAGAGAAAUGGAGAGACAGAUAUUGUUGAAAAAUUAAAGAAGUUGCAGAGAAUUAGUAAAAUUCAUUCUCAGGCCGAUGAGGUAAGCAAUAACGGCUUCAAAGGACAGGACCUCCUCCCCGAUUCGGGUGAUAAACAUUUAGAACCCAAGAGGACAGACUGUAACCAAGUACAGUCCCUUUCGAAGGCCUUCAACAAGCAAGACCCGGAAGAAGUGUAUAGAAUAAUAUCAUCCUCAAAGGAUUGGUUCAUUAUUGAAAAAGGUUUGGAGAGAUGCAACAUUAAGUUCACACCAGAACUUGUUGUGGAAAUACUGCGAAAGAGCAGUUUGCAUGGUAAAAAUGCUUUAAAUUUCUUUUCAUGGGCAGGAAAGCAAGCCGGUUAUCAGCACACUUUAGAAACUUACAACAUGGCUAUCAAAAUCUCCGGAUGUGGGAAAGAUUUCAAGAACAUGAGAAGGCUCUUCUAUGAAAUGAAAAGGAGGGGUUGUUUAGUAUCGGAUACGUGGGCGAUCAUGAUAAUGCAAUAUGGUCGUACUGGUCUAACCGAAAUUGCGUUGAGGACUUUAACUGAGAUGAAAUCCGACGGUUUUAAUCCAACCGCUAGUACCUACAAGUACUUGAUCAUAUCACUCUGCGGGAGAAAAGGUAGGAAGGUAGAUGAAGCCGUUCAAAUCUUCCAAGAAAUGAUCCGUGCUGGAUUUGUCCCCGACAAAGAGUUGCUUGAAACAUAUCUUGGCUGUUUAUGUGAAGUUGACAAGCUAACAGAAGCCAGAAGCUGUGUGGAAUCUCUCAGCAAGAUUGGAUUCUCAGCUCCACUAAGUUAUUCCUUGUAUAUUAGGGCACUUUGUCGAAUAGAGAGACUCGAAGAAGCUUUAGAAAUAUUAGAUAAUGCCGGGACGGAACAGUCCCCAUUGGAUCAGUAUGUUUAUGGAAGCCUUGUCCAUGCACUACUACGAAAGGGUCGAUUCGAACAAGCGCUGGCUAAGGUGAACUCCAUGAAGCAGGCCAACAUUCAUCCAACCGUCCAUGUUUAUACAUCCUUGAUAGUUCAUUUCUUCAAGGAGAAGCAACUCGGGAGUGCAUUGGCGGUUUUGGCAAAAAUGGAAAAGGAAGGUUGUCUGCCAACUAUCGUUACUUAUUCUGCAAUGAUUCGCGGCUACAUGGACACGGGAAAGGUUGCCGAUGCUUGGAACAUCUUCCGCCAUUUGAAGAUGAACGGACUGAAGCCUGAUUUCAAGACUUACUCAACGUUAAUUCGCUGUCUUUGUAAACUAGGUAGGUCCGAGGAAGCUAUGCAGCUUUUAUCCGAAAUGCGAAACUCAGGGAUCGCUCCUAGUGCCGUCAAUUUUCGGACUGUCUUUUAUGGUCUGAAUAGAGAAGGUAAGCAUUCUUUAGCUCAAGCUGUAUUGCAACAAAAAUCUGCUCUAAAAAGUGAACGCAAGCUUUCACCAUGA